CAAGAUGCAGAGACCUGAAGACAGCAUGAUGACUCCUUUGACUUCCACGUCGCGGUUUAUCCAGGCAGACGACGAUGACGACCUCGACGAAGAGGCUAUCCCCGGGUUCUCGCACCCAGGGAUGCCAGUCACGCCUACAAGUGCGGUAUCAGACAAAGGGAAAAGUCGUGCGACCGAGCAGCUCGCCACCCUGUCUGAAGGCUCACAGCAUCCCCGUACGCCGCUUUCGGGGAACAUUGGCAGUGUGCCGAAUGGCGCUCCCCAGUCCGCGAGACAGACAGUCGGUGGUGUGAGGGUUGAGACUCGACAAACAGGAGUGGAUACACUGGACGAGCCUGUCACCACUACUAUCGGGCGUGAUCUCUUAUCGAUAUACACCAAGCUCGUUCAAGUGCUCUACCCACCGAGAGGAGGCGCUUCCCGAGAAGUAUUGAGAGAUUGGGAUUUAUGGGGGCCAUUCCUGUUUUGUUUGACUCUGGGCAUCCUCCUGAGUGUCAAUGCCUCAGCUUCACAAUCACUGGGUGUGUUCUCAAGUGUCGUGGCUAUCAUUUCAUCGGGCUCCCUUGUUGUGACAAUACAGGCCAAGCUGCUCGGCGGCAGAGUGUCUUUCUUUCAGGGUCUCUGCGUUUUCGGAUACUGCGUCGCGCCAUUGAAUGUUGCUGCUCUAGUCUCCACGUUCGUCCAUCUCAUCUAUGUCAGAGCUCCGAUAGCCCUCGCCGCCUGGGCCUGGUGCGUAUGGGCGGCCGUCAACUUCCUUGAUGGCACAAAGAUCGAGCAACAGCGAAUAUUCCUCGCCGUAUAUCCGCUAUUGCUUUUCUACUUCAUCCUUGCUUGGAUGAUUAUUAUCCAAUGAUGGGUCGUCUUGGCUCUCAAUCACCCGUUCAAAUACAGUAUCAUUGAACAUCUCGUCAGCGUAAUUGCGUGCACAAGGGACACAAAGGGACAUACAACUAACCGAGGCUGCUGCCAAUGUGUCUCAUUUCUUAGUAUCGGCAGCAUCGUCAAGUAUAAUCAUCGCUGCACUCUCCUACACUCCGGUUCCAUUGAAAUAUAUUACGCGGGGUUGUCCAAACACCAGACAUCUACUGUAUAUGCAAAAUGACCCGAGAGAUGUAAGGAGCGACUGGGGACUCAGUGCGAUGCGAAGAUGUUGAGACGGAAGGUGCUUGCAACAGGUCAACCAAGAGAGAAACUUAAAGAACAGCUGAGUAUCGGGCGGCGGCAGGACGAUCAAGACUCGGGGCGACCUCUUGCUGUCAUGAUGUAGUGACCAAAGCUGCCUCGUCUUCGGACGGAAUGAUGGUAGAGGUCUUGAUUCGCAAAAAGGCCCUGGCAGUCAUGGCGGUCUGGACGAUCACGACAGCUACAUAGGCUGUGACGGCCAUUGCGAUGUACUGCUCGGCAUCAUCUGUUGUACGAUGCGCUGCAUGCUCCAUGUCGAAGCUGGAGAUGACGGCAGACGCAACGCGGUACAUGAUGAAUGCGGCAAUACCGCUUGCGGUCGAAGUGAAUGGGGUGGCGAGAAUCAAUGGCAUGCUGACACACGAGGUACUGAUAGCUGUCGCACCCGUGAUCCAAGCCAAUGUAACAUAGCACGAACUGGAGACGUGCGUCAGUGUGUCCAUAAAGAGUACGCUCAACAUGAGACCAGAGAGCAGGUUCGCCAUGCUUAGCACGAUGAGUGCUCGCAACACGAGAUGCUUCUCUACUUCAGCUCUGGUCUCUUCCAUGUUGAAAUACGUAAUGGACCUGUGGACGAUGCUUCAGCGUAGAUAGGUGUAUCACGGAGGACGUACAUACAGGAUUGUGGCCAGAGACACCAAGACGUUGUAAUAAGAUUGAGUGUUGUACUUCUUCAUGUAGAGCUGAAAUGGCACAGCAUCGACUACUGGACAUCCGAUGCGACGUGGGGAGGCGUUGUCAAUUGUGAGGACGCCAGUCAACUGCCUGCGAUGGAGUUGAAAUACUGCAACGCCAAUUACGACGUCCAACGAGGUGAUGCCCUUUAUGGCGCCUUCAACAAAGAGUGCGUUGAGUGAGGACCACGAGACCAUGGUGUGUCGAUGCGGGGACUUUUAGGCUGAGGGGUAGGGCUGAAGAUAUAGAGGUUCCUAUAUCUUGGAAGUACAGCCCUCAAAUAGUCCGAGGCGCAGCAGCAAAAAGUGCCAAAAUAUGAAUUAUAAUGUCACCCGCAGGCC
Phanerochaete carnosa HHB-10118-sp is the source of this 2198-nucleotide messenger RNA. RefSeq lists its product as uncharacterized. The transcript is spliced from 13 exons. Lineage: Eukaryota; Fungi; Basidiomycota; Agaricomycetes; Polyporales; Phanerochaetaceae. The coding region runs from base 5 to 853 and encodes 282 amino acids. Gene Ontology annotation, biological process: endoplasmic reticulum to Golgi vesicle-mediated transport. Gene Ontology annotation, cellular component: trans-Golgi network; membrane. The record is from RefSeq and is a predicted model, not a curated record.